UACUGACAAUCGCUAAGAAACUGUUGUGAAAGUCAUAAGCCUGUAUUCUUGCAGAGCAUAUAUAUAACAGGUGUUCCCACUCCCUGUGUCCUUUGUAUACACAUUCAUUCUGUAUUCAAAUCAGAGAAGCAAGAGGCAGGAUAGGGUCUGUUACCUCACUGCUAAUUUCCCUAGCAAAUAAACCAGCAGCUGCUGGUCCACAAACCAAGUUGCCACCAAGAACAGGGCACUGUAUGCAUGGGAGAGGAUGCUUUCAUGGAACCCUUCAGCAGCAUGGUUGGGGUCUUUCACUGCAAAAUAUACCUCCUUCUCUUCGGCACUUGCUUGGGGCUGACAGUGACGGUGCCAUCGCACACCGUCCAUGGCAUCAGGGGUCAGGCCCUCUACCUCCCCGUGAACUAUGGCUUCCAUACUCUGGCUUCAGACAUCCAGAUCAUAUGGCUGUUUGAGAGACCCCACACGAUGCCCAAAUACUUACUGGGUUCUGUCAAUAAGUCUGUGGUUCCUGACCUGGAAUACCAACAUAAGUUCACCAUGAUGCCACCCAAUGCAUCUCUGCUCAUCAACCCACUGCAGUUUACUGACGAAGGCAGUUACAUCGUGAAGGUCAACAUUCAGGGAAAUGGAACCCUCUCAGCUAGUCAGAAGAUACAAGUCACCGUUGAUGAUCCUGUCACAAAACCCAUGGUACAGACUCAGCCUUCCUCUGGGGCAGUGGAGUAUGUGGGGAACAUGACCUUGACAUGCCUGGUGGAAGGUGGCACCCGGCUGGUUUACCAGUGGCUAAAAAAUCGGAGACCUGUCCACACCAGCUCCACCUACUCCUUUUCUCCCCAAAACAACACCCUUCGUAUUACUCCAGUGACUAAAGGAGACAUUGGAAAUUAUAGUUGCCUGGUGAAGAACGCUGUCAGUGAAAUGGAAAGUGACAUCAUUAUUCCCACCAUAUAUUAUGGGCCUUAUGGACUUCGGGUUAAUUCUGAUAAAGGGCUAAAAGUAGGGGAAGUGUUUACUAUUGACCUUGGAGAAGCCAUCCUGUUUGAUUGUUCUGCUGAUUCUUAUCCCCCCAAUACCUACUCUUGGAUCCGGAGGACUGACAAUACAACAUAUGUCAUCAAGCAUGGGCCUCGCUUGGAAGUUGCAUCUGAAAAAGUAGCCCAGAAGACAGCUGACUAUGUGUGCUGUGCUUACAACAAUGUAACCGGAAGACGAGAUGAAACUCAUUUCACAGUUAUCAUCACUUCUGUAGGACUGGAGAAGCUUGCACAAAAAGGGAAAUCAUUGUCACCUUUAGCAAGUAUAACUGGAAUAUCACUAUUUUUGAUUAUAUCCAUGAGUCUUCUCUUCCUAUGGAAAAAAUAUCAACCCUACAAAGUUAUAAAACAGAAGCUGGAAGGCAGACCAGAAACAGAAUAUAGGAAAGCUCAAACAUUUUCAGGCCAUGAAGAUGCUCUGUAUGACUUCGGAAUAUAUGAAUUUGUUGCUUUUCCAGAUGCUUCUGGUGUUCCCAGGAUGCCGAGUAGCUCUGUUCCAGCCUCUGAUGGUGUAUCAGGGCAAGAUUUGCACAGUACAAUUUAUGAAGUUAUUCAGCACAUCCCUUCCCAACAACAAGACCAUGCAGAGUGAGCAUUCAUGAGCAAAGCAGUGCACUGGAGUGAAAUAAUGAAGGAAUAUUUUGAGGAAAAACACUGGAAAUGUAUAUUCAUCCAGAAUUGGUGAAGGCAUCAAGCCCAAUACCUCUUACUCAUUACUCCUUUUAAAUGUAGAACAGAUUCAUUUAUAAAACAUGGACUGCAGGUUUUCCAGUAUACACACAAUGCAUUCUUUGUGCUACAGAGGAAAGAGAUAGAAAAAUAUUCCUCAGUGGACAGUUUUUAUCAUGCUGACUGGGAGAUAGAAAAGGAUGGGGCUUUCCAAUCAAUCUUUUUGUAUCAAGUUUCUUUAAAAGCCUAAUUAUUCUCCUCUAUACUUGCACUUUCAUCAACAAUGACACUAUCCUAUCUAUCCUACAAAUGCGGAAACUGUAUUCGUAAAUUUUUCAGCAAGAUUUGUUUUAUUAAAUCCUUAUUACUGUCAAGAUUGCUAUAUUUAUUUUUUUAAAUUUUACUCCAAAACUUCUUUCUUGUUAUUUGUAUCAUAAAUAAUAAGAAUAGUCAUCACUAAAGCAAGACAUUGCCUAUUCCUAUGUUGUCAGUCACCAGUGGGGUUUUUGAAGACUUGUAAGACACUGAAAGAAAUGACUUAUUAGUCUUAUUUUAAUUUUUGUUCAAGGAAAGAUGGAUUCAAAUAAAUUAUUCUGUUUUUGCUUUUAUGUGACCUUGAUUCUUUGUCUUAUAGAGUAAAAAUAUUACCUGAGUCAGAUUGUAGAAUUAAAUGUUUAUCCUUAUUUCCCGUAUACAAUAAAGUGUAGAUUAUAGAGAACUACUAAAGUAAGACUCUUACUCUCUCACAGCUUGUUAUUUUGUACAGAAAGAAAGAAAUAGAAAGAAUGGCAUUUCUCUUUAAAGGGUUUCAAGUGAGCCACUAUAUCUACAUAGCCCUUCCCAUAUUUUCAUAGAAGCGCAUAGUGAAAAGAAAAGUAAAACUAAGUCCUAUAACACCUUUCUGGAUCCUACUAAAAGGCUUUCCUUCU
Trichechus manatus latirostris (Florida manatee) is the source of this 2632-nucleotide messenger RNA. RefSeq names its product HEPACAM family member 2 (gene HEPACAM2). The record is from RefSeq and is a predicted model, not a curated record. Gene Ontology annotation, biological process: centrosome cycle. The transcript has 10 exons. Gene Ontology annotation, cellular component: centrosome; midbody; spindle. Lineage: Eukaryota; Metazoa; Chordata; Mammalia; Sirenia; Trichechidae. The coding region runs from base 238 to 1626 and encodes 462 amino acids.